AUGCUGAUUGCUGGUCGGGGAACUCACUCAGAAGUGAACUUUGGUUUGAGGCCUAUUAAAUGCCCCUCGCCAACCGCUGCGGCCGGCCCAGCUCCGCCAGCUGGCCCCGGCUCCUGCCAGGGCACCAAGGAAGCCCCCCGCGCCACCCUGGCUGGGCACAAAGGCCUCGCAGCCCUGCGCCCACCAGACCCCAAGGAGUCGCGAGACACAGCUCCCGCUCUGCCCGGCACGGCCACGCCGGCGCCACAAAAUAGGAGCUGCUGGGUGGCCCUAGAGCCAUCGCCAGCCUGCGGCCAGCGGCCACGGGGCGCGCCAGGAGCCUUCCCAAGGAGGACGACCAAGGCCAGGGCGAGCGAGCCCAAAGCCUUUGCCGCAAAGAGCGGGCGCCAAAAAGGGUGUCCCUGGGCGGUCUUGUGUCCCGGCAGGAGCCGGGGCCGCCCCUACAGUCUCCCCUGGCGGUCUUCCGUCCCGGCAGGAGCCGGGGCCGCCCCUAGUCUCCCCUGCGGUCUCCCAUCCCGGUUGGAACCGGGGCCGCUCCUGCUUAGCUUCCCCAGGGGGCCUGUUAAGGGGAGGGUAGCUGCACCGUGGCCCCCGCCAGCUCCGCCCCCCAGCACCGCCUUUAGCUCCGCCUCCUUUCCCGCUCCACCAGCUCCACAAAGGCUCCUGACAACAGGCCGGGCCGCACACUCGCCCUCGCCAAACCCAGCCCGAGCAAAGCCCUCGCACACUCGCCACACCCACCGGGGACCCUGCCACAGCACCUUCCCGGCCUCUCGGCUCCCAGCGCACCACCACGCCUGCCACCCCCCGACCACUGCCCCGGGCACCUUCGGGGCCACCCGCGCCCCAGGCUCACCCUUCACCUUCCCUCGGCACAUCGCGCGGGAAAAGGAAGGCAUUUUUUCCCACGGCCCGCCCCUGGGCACCUCGUGCUGCUGCGUGGCUUCCUCAGCGUCCGUCCGACCGACAAGGGGGCGCCUGCUUUCAUCGCCGGAAAUCCCGCGGGCACCCUCUCCAAUCCGAAGACGCUCACUCGAUUCUUCGGACCGGCCUCCCGUCAAGGGACACGAGCCCCUCUGCUAACCGCGCCUCACCUCUCAGCAUGGCUACAAGCUUUUCCCACCGGGAAAGCUGUGAUUUACGGAUGAAAGACUUCACAACAAAGGGUUGUAAAGCAGCUGCAACUGAGCAGGUGGUCGAUUCGCACUCCUGCCCAAAAUCAUCCCCACCUACACAACCCCUGAAACCAGGGGAGCACCUCACAACCCUCACACUCUUCAGCUGCAAGACCAAACCGCAUUUCCAAACCACCGAGAACACACCAACAGCCACAGGCUCCGUAUCUUCCACAGUCCUGGGCAGAGACACACGGAAAGAAGGAUUCAGUCUCUCCACAGAACACGACUGGAAACACCAACGCCGGUGUUUUGCCAAUUGACGGGCUUAACACAAAGGACACAGACACCAAGCUAAAGAAAUAGGCUUAUUUUACUU
This is a messenger RNA of Tyto alba (common barn owl), 1494 nucleotides long. RefSeq names its product nascent polypeptide-associated complex subunit alpha, muscle-specific form-like. Lineage: Eukaryota; Metazoa; Chordata; Aves; Strigiformes; Tytonidae. The transcript is spliced from 3 exons. The coding region runs from base 1 to 1083 and encodes 360 amino acids. The record is from RefSeq and is a predicted model, not a curated record.